This is a messenger RNA of Pieris napi, 2134 nucleotides long. RefSeq names its product carotenoid isomerooxygenase-like. Gene Ontology annotation, biological process: retinal metabolic process; carotene catabolic process. The record is from RefSeq and is a predicted model, not a curated record. The transcript is spliced from 13 exons. The coding region runs from base 61 to 1593 and encodes 510 amino acids. Gene Ontology annotation, molecular function: beta-carotene 15,15'-dioxygenase activity; carotenoid dioxygenase activity. NCBI's taxonomy places the organism in Eukaryota, Metazoa, Arthropoda, Insecta, Lepidoptera, Pieridae.
UUUCAACGGAAACCCUUGCAGUUGUGAAUAAGAUGCGUGCAGUGAUUUAAGUUUUUGAUAAUGUCGGAAAUUAAAGAAAAGGGAACCCACAGCCAAUAUGACUCUAGCGUUUUGUUGCGGACAUGUGAGAAAGAAGUAACAGAGCCUUUGGAAGGAAGUAUAAUAGGAGAAAUUCCCUCCUGGAUUCGCGGAAGUCUCCUGAGAAAUGGACCAGGCCGUUUAAAAGUUGGAAAAUAUGAAUAUCAACAUAUUUUCGAUGGAUCGGCACUUUUACAUAGAUUUGCGAUAUUCGAUGGCCAAGUCACUUACCAAUGUAAGUUCUUAUUAUCGAACACGUAUAAGAAAAACCAGACUGCGAAUCGUAUUGUGGUCACAGAAUUCGCUACGAGCGCGGUACCGGACCCUUGCCAGACUAUUUUUGACAAAUUCUCAUCAGUAUUUGACCCAGCCAACCACAUGACGGACAAUGCUGUGAUAUCUAUUUAUCCGUUUGGUGAUGAAAUAUACGCACUCACGGAAGUGCCUUUACUUUAUAGAAUAGACCCAAUGACGUUAGAGACGAUGGAUAGACGUAAUCUGAUGGAUUCAGUUGUUAUCACACAUACUGCGCACCCGCAUAUAGCUAAUAAUGGGGAUGUAUACAACGUUGGUUUGCAGAUUGUGAAAGGCAGAAUAAAAAAUUUAAUAGUCAAAUUUCCAUAUAAGGAAAAAGGUGACAUGUUUGAGUCAGCAGAAAUUGUGGGAACGGUCACCACUCGAUGGUACAUUCAUCCCUGUUACAUGCAUUCAUUUGGAAUGUCGGAAAAUUACUUUGUUCUGAUCGAGCAACCCUUGGCCUUGUCAAUAUCGAAAUACUUAAAAUGUCAGAUAAAUGGCGACGCUUAUGUGUCUGCACUAAACUGGUAUUCUGAAUAUGAGACCCAUAUCGUAACAGUCAGUCGUAUUGACGGAACAGUGAAACGGUAUAGAACACCGACUGUCUUCUUCCUUCACGUGGUUAACUGCUUCGAACGAGAUGGGGAGUUGUUGCUUGACAUGUGUACAUACCAGGAUGCUAAGAUCAUUGAUGCUAUGUUUGUAGAUGCGAUUAAGGCAAGCCACAGCAACCUGGACUAUGCCAAGUGGUGUUCUACGAGGCCAAGGAGAUUUCACAUUCCCUUAAAUGCCCCAGAGAUGACCCUUGUGCAUUCAGAGGUUAUUGCUGACAUUGGCGUUGAGAUGCCCAGGAUUAACUAUGAUUUAUAUAAUGGCCGGCCGUAUAAUUAUUUUUAUGGAAAUAUAUCAGAUGUUUCAAGGGAGGAUGCUGGGGCGGUUGUGAAAGUAAAUAUUAGUACAGGGGAAGUAUUAACAUGGAAAGAAAGGUACAGUUACCCUAGUGAACCCGUUUUCAUACCUCGACCUGGUGCUGUCGACGAAGACGAUGGAGUGAUCUUAUCUGCCGUCUUAUGGAGUAACGAUGAAAACGCAGUUGAUCUACUUGUCCUGGACGCUCGGACGUUCAAGGAGUUGGGUCGUGCGAGAUUCCGAACACCAACACCUGCACCCAAGUGCCUGCAUGGAUGGUUCUUAUCGGACAGUAAAAUCACUACCUAAUAUCAAAUCAUAUGCUAUGAACAAAAAACCAUCGUCGCGACAGCCUAUUUCGUCUGGGUUUCAGAUUUCUGUUUGGUGAACUCUCCGGACAUAUGCCGUCAAAUUUUAGGUCUAAGUUGUAAGUACGAGCGAGUGUUAAAUGCGCACAUAGACAGAAAGUCCAUUGUUGCACAACCGGGGUUCGAACCUACUACCUAAGGGAUGAGACUCGCACGGGAUGAUACCUGGCUAACACUGCUUAAUUGUGUAUGAAACUAUAAUAAAAAAAUGUGUGUCCAUCCAUUACUGAAGAAAUAGUUCGCACAACUUAAACCUUUUAAAAACCGCCUGCAUUUUGUUGACCAUUUUAAGUUCAUAAUGAAUCAAUUUUCUUACUCACAGUAAAAAGUUAUUGCAAUGUAUGAUAAGACUAGAUUGUAAAGCUAUGAAACGUUCUACGUGAUUAUUUUUGUUUUUUUCUAUAUUAUAAUUUAAGAUAAUACUAUAAUUUUUAGAUAAAUUGGAAGUGAAUAUUCUAUGAAAUAAAUUCAUUAAAAAAAUA